AAACUGCUACUUGCAAGCCAUUCAGUUGACUCGGUCGUGGAAUCAUGGGAUGUUUCCGUUGAGUCGGUUGAGUGUACAUUGGUGUACAUUUGUAAAACUGUACUCUUGGAGGUCUUGGAUAGGUUAGGAGAGUCAAAUGCUAUGACUUUAAACGUGAAUGUACACAGGCGUAUUCGGCGAGAAUAGAGAAGGACCGAGCUUGAUUUAUAUUUAGCUUUACAUAUCAAUAUAGCACAGCGCGUAGAAUCCCGAUAGAAUCCGGGAAGAACUAAGACACGAAAGCGUGAAAAUGUCAGACCCAGAACUCGAAGCGUUGCGACAGCAACGUCUGGCUCAAUUGCAGGCUCAGUACAAGGGUAACAAUGCCAACGAUAAACAAGCGAUGGAAGAAAGGAUGCAACAAAUGGAAGAGAUGAAGCAUGUUAUAUUGACCCAAGUGUUGGAUCAGUCAGCUAGAGCCAGACUAAAUACACUCUGCCUUGGAAAGCCUGAGAAGGGCAAAAUGGUAGAGGAGAUGCUUCUGAACAUGGCACAGCGUGGACAAUUACCUGGCAAACUUGGAGAGAAGCAACUGAUCGACUUACUCGAAAAUGUGAAUCAACAGACGCAAAGGAAGACGACGGUCAAAUUCGAUAGAAGAAGAGCAGCUAUGGAUUUUGACGACGAUAUGGAUUUAUAGCAGUUGUACAAGUUUUACAUUCGGGAUUGUCUAAAUUAAACACGUUGCUCGUGGUUCACACUUGCAGUAAGUUACAAAAAUUACAAUAUCCACUAUUCUUUGCUUAGUUAUGUUAUUUUUACGCUGUUUUGAAAUAAAAAAAGAAGUAACCAACACCAACGGAAUGAAUUUUGAUAAUUGAACGUAAGGAUUGAUCGUCAUCAUCGCUUACCUUCCAAUUAAAUAUAUUUGUAACAGCAGUAACCUAAUGUCCUAGAUGAAAUAUAGGUGUCUGAAACGGAA
This is a messenger RNA of Vollenhovia emeryi, 961 nucleotides long. It is a transcript of the gene PDCD-5, whose product is annotated as programmed cell death protein 5. Gene Ontology annotation, molecular function: DNA binding. Bases 290 to 679 code for a protein of 129 amino acids. Lineage: Eukaryota; Metazoa; Arthropoda; Insecta; Hymenoptera; Formicidae. Gene Ontology annotation, cellular component: cytosol; nucleus. The transcript is spliced from 5 exons. The record is from RefSeq and is a predicted model, not a curated record.